This is a messenger RNA of Aspergillus wentii DTO 134E9, 2709 nucleotides long. RefSeq names its product phosphatidylinositol 3-kinase VPS34. The transcript is spliced from 2 exons. Gene Ontology annotation, biological process: autophagosome assembly; endocytosis; phosphatidylinositol-mediated signaling. The record is from RefSeq and is a predicted model, not a curated record. The coding region runs from base 1 to 2709 and encodes 902 amino acids. Gene Ontology annotation, cellular component: phagophore assembly site; peroxisome; membrane. Gene Ontology annotation, molecular function: 1-phosphatidylinositol-3-kinase activity. Lineage: Eukaryota; Fungi; Ascomycota; Eurotiomycetes; Eurotiales; Aspergillaceae.
AUGGAGGCAUUUACUUUUGCCGUUUCCACUCAGGUGGACUUUCCGGUUCAUAUCAAGAUCGGCUCUUUGGAAGGAAAGCAAAAACAGAUUCCCUUCUCCGAGCUCCUUCAGCGACCGGAAAUACGACACAUUGGCUCGACCCAGAAUCCCGCUUCCGACCUGUUCGUCACGGCGCAAUUAUGGUCUGACUCCAAGCCAUUAGGAGUGCCGUUGCAGACAGCGUACAAGGCAUUCAAGAACGUUCGGGCCUGGAAUGAAUGGUUACAACUGCCUAUGUCUAUCAAAGAUGUGCCUUUCAAGUGUCAGCUGGCGGUCACGAUCUGGGAUCUGUCCCCCUUUGCGGGUGAGGGGACACACGGACAUUACAUUCCGUUUGGCGGAACAACCAUCCCAUUGUUUGAUGACGAAGGAAAACUGAAGACGGGGCGACAAAAAUGUAAAGUGUAUCGAAACAAAGCUGCAGAUGGCUUUUCUUCCACCACCACACCAUCGACCCCGCAUCCUAAACGACGCAAGGCCAACGCUCCCGACCCUCUUGCUCCUUCUCUGGAAGAGCUGGAGCUGGAACGUGUGGAAGUCCUGAUAAAGAAACAUGAGAUGGGCGAGAUACCUCGGAUUGAUUGGAUGGAUCAGAUGGUAUUCCGGCAACUAGAGAAGCUCAAGCUCGGUGCUGAAGAAGCUGCCAGAAAGCGGGCCAUUCGUUUAAAGGCGACGAAGCGGGCCUCGGAGGCUAACGGUGGUGGUGGUGAAGAAGACUCUGAUGAAGAAGGGCUCGAUGACGAAAACUUCACACUCUACGUCGAAUUUCCGCGCUUCGAUCAUCCAAUCGUUUGGUCCGAUUAUCAGUAUCCACCACCUCCCAUUUCAUCACAUCCUCAAACUGCUCCCGCCAAUAUGAAUCCUGCACUCAAACCUCUCCCAGAAGUUCGGUUUGGUCCCGGAAUUGAAGGUGCGGACGGCGAUGGUGUGAUCAGGAUAUAUGACCCCGAAGUUGGGCAAACGGGCAAUCCUUGUGAAGACAAACACAGGCGAUUGAUUCGUAGCCAUCGCACUGGAAUAAUGGAUCGCGAUCUGAAGCCAAAUCCUAAAAUUCGUGAUGAGCUUAAUACCAUUUUGUCCUACGAGCCAACGCAAGAUCUAACUGCCGAGGAAAAGGAUCUUGUUUGGAGAUUUAGAUACUAUCUUACUCGUGAAAAGAGGGCAUUGACCAAAUUUGUCAAAUCAGUUAAUUGGAAAGACGGUGGUGAAUCUCGCCAAGCAGUCGACAUACUUCCUAAAUGGACAGAGAUCGAUGUCGAUGAUGCGCUGGAACUGCUUGGACCCACUUUUGAUAAUGCCGCUGUUCGAUCUUAUGCUGUUGAAAGACUCCGAAAAGCCGAUGAUGAUGAGCUUCUUCUUUAUCUUCUCCAGCUGGUUCAAGCAUUGAAAUAUGAGGAUAGCGGUGAUGAGAACGCUGAGGAUAUCGCACAUGAUUCCUCUUUGGCCAAUUUUCUCAUUUCACGUGCUGCCAAUAACUUCAAACUUGGAAGCUACCUUCAUUGGUAUCUGAUGGUCGAGUGUGACGACGCUGGUCCGGGAACUUUGUCAAGUCAACGCCGGCUUUUCGCUCGGGUUGAAUAUUACUUCAUGACUGAGCUAGAGCGAUCCCAUCCAGAAAAUAGAAAGACUCUGCUGCGCCAAGGUGAAUUGGUCGCGGUCUUGUCCAAGAUUUCCAAGGAUCUCCGCUUCUCGCGAGAAAAUCGUAUCCUCAAGAUCGAGAAGCUAAAGAAGUACUUGAAAGACCCCAAGAAUGACCUCAUCAAUAUCGAUCCACCGUUACCGCUGCCAUUGGAUCCAGAUGUAUUGAUCACUGGCUGCUUCCCAGAGGAGUCCAACGUCUUUAAAUCCACACUUUCUCCUUUGAAUAUCACCUUUAAGACCUCGGAUGGCAACAAAUAUCCCAUUCUGUUCAAGGUCGGCGACGAUCUCCGCCAGGACCAGCUAGUCAUACAGAUCAUCAUAUUGAUGGAUCGACUUUUGCAAAAAGAAAAUUUAGACUUGAAACUAACACCGUAUCGCAUUCUUGCAACCAAUUCUACCGCUGGAGCCGUUCAGUUUAUACCAUCUACCUCCCUGUCUGCCGCCUCAGCCAAAUACAAAUCCAUUCUCGCCUAUCUCAAAGCCAACAAUCCCGAUGAUAGUGAGCCCCUUGGCGUCCGCAAAGAAACUAUGGACACCUACAUCAAGUCAUGCGCUGGGUAUUGUGUAAUCACCUAUCUUCUCGGCGUGGGUGACAGGCAUCUGGAAAACCUACUACUCGCACCGGACGGCCACUUUUUCCACGCCGACUUUGGCUUUAUCCUAGGCCGAGACCCCAAGCCCUUUGCCCCCAUGAUGAAGCUCUGCAAGGAAAUGGUCGAGGGAAUGGGCGGCACAACGUCGCCUCACUAUCUCCAAUUCAAGCAGUACUGCUUCACCGCAUACACCACUCUGCGGAAGUCUGCCAACCUCAUUCUCAAUCUGUUCAGUCUGAUGGUGGAUGCCAACAUCCCUGAUAUCCGAGUUGAGCCUGACAAGGCUGUUCUGAAAGUCAAGGAGCGAUUCCAUCUUGAGAUGACAGAGGAAGAGGCUAUCAGACAUUUCGAGCAGCUUAUUAGCGACAGUGUCAAUGCUAUAUUCGGUGUAGUCAUUGAUCGACUCCAUGACUUUGUACAGGGAUGGAGAGCAUAG